AUGGACUCGAGAUGUUAUGGCUUCUUCUUUGCUCUGUUCUCUCUCACUGUGAUUGCUCUUGCUUACGAUCCCGACACUCUUCAAGAUCUAUGCGUUGCAAAUCGCAAUUCAGGGGUAAAAGUGAACGGGUUUACAUGUAAACCGGAAUCAAACAUAACCGCCUCAGAUUUCUUCUUCGCCGGACUCGGAAAAACCGCCGUCGUUAACAACACAGUCGGAUCCGUCGUCACCGGAGCAAACGUUGAGAAGAUCGCAGGGCUUAACACGCUCGGCGUCUCACUCGCGCGUAUUGAUUACGCGCCUGGAGGUUUAAACCCGCCGCACACGCACCCACGCGCCACCGAAGUGAUCUUCGUUUUGGAAGGCGAGCUCGACGUCGGAUUCGUCACAACGGCGAACAAACAUUUCGCUAAGACGGUGAAGAAAGGAGAAGUUUUCGUUUUCCCGAGAGGAUUGAUUCAUUACCAGAAGAACAAAGACAAAGCGAAACCGGCGUCGGUGAUCUCGGCGUUUAACAGUCAGUUACCGGGAACACAAUCGAUCGCCGCCACGCUUUUCACGGCGGCUCCGACGGUUCCAGAUCACGUUUUAACGACGUCGUUUCAGAUCGGAACGAAGGAAAUCGAAAAGAUCAAAUCGAAACUUGCUCCCAAGAAAAGCUAA
This is a messenger RNA of Arabis nemorensis, 663 nucleotides long. The record is from the annotation of a GenBank genome assembly. NCBI's taxonomy places the organism in Eukaryota, Viridiplantae, Streptophyta, Magnoliopsida, Brassicales, Brassicaceae.